Molecule: messenger RNA, 828 nt
Organism: Mya arenaria
Lineage: Eukaryota; Metazoa; Mollusca; Bivalvia; Myida; Myidae
Product: orexin receptor type 2-like
Exons: 5
Coding region: 1-798 (265 amino acids)
Biological process (GO): G protein-coupled receptor signaling pathway
Cellular component (GO): membrane
Molecular function (GO): G protein-coupled receptor activity
Source: RefSeq, a predicted model, not a curated record
AUGUGUAUUACCGUCUCCAUUCUGACACUGUGUGCGAUCUCAAUAGAAAGAUGGUACGCCAUAUGUCAGCCAUUUGGUUUCAAUAGCAACAUCCAGAGGGCCCGAAUCACCAUUGCCGCCAUUUGGGCAGUCUCCAUUUGCGUGGCAUUGCCCGAGUUCCUAGCCUUCACCGUGAUACCGUAUCGCCCCGACACAAUUUUCAGGACAAUAUGUUACCCAGCCCUAUGGGAGCAGAAAACGAUGAUGAUCUUCCAGAUCUGCCAGUUGGUAUCACUCUAUUUCCUGCCGCUUGUCCUCAUCGCCUGCGUGUACACGCACAUAUCUGUCGUACUCUGGAUGACACGUAUCUCAGAUACACCAAAUAUUUACAUGAAUCCAGUAAACGAAUUAAGGCAACCUAAUACGGAGAUUGGCAAUAGGUUGUUGAUACGAAGAAAGACAGUUAAGAUGCUGGUGAUGAUUGUUGUGGUGUUUGCCGUGUGUUUUCUGCCUAACCACACACUAAACAUACUAAGAUAUAUGGAAAAGCUGAGGGGAAUUCCUAACCUGCGGAUGUUCGCUCAUAUCUCUCACUGGUGUACAUUUUUCAACAGCUGUAUCAAUCCCAUCAUCUACAGCUUCAUGAGCGACAAAUUUCGGAAGGAGUUCCGCGAGGCGCUCUCUCUUUGUUGCCGCUGCGGGAAAACCAGAACUCGGGGACCCGUGGUUCGUUACCAAAUGACUAGUUCCGAGACGAGGCAUUUAACGAUGCAUAAUUGUAACACUGAAAGUAACGUCCUGAUGCUAUCAGAUGGUUAAACAAGAUGCUUGUAACCUAAUCAUUGUAUG